This is a messenger RNA of Paraglomus occultum, 567 nucleotides long. The record is from the annotation of a GenBank genome assembly. NCBI's taxonomy places the organism in Eukaryota, Fungi, Glomeromycota, Glomeromycetes, Paraglomerales, Paraglomeraceae.
AUGUUCACGGACAAAGCUUUACGCACUAUUGGUAUAGCACAUAAAGACGUAACUUCUAGUGAGCUCAAGAAAUUGAUGGAGAUAGUUGGUAUACAAGAUCCGUUGCGUCCUGAUGUGAAACGAUCAGUCGAGCAGUUUAAGAAAGCCGGAGUAUUUGGCUUCUACGCACGUCCAGUAAAGGGUGAGAAUGGCCUUGAUCUUAUGACUUGGACUUGUGGCAUUCCUGGAAAGCCGGGGACACCUUGGGAAUCAGGAGUAUUUAAGUUGACUGUAUCAUUUCCGGAAGAGUAUCCCAGCAAACCUCCAAAAUGCAGAUUCACACCGCCAUUAUUUCAUCCGAACGUUUACCCUUCGGGCACCGUUUGUUUAUCAAUUUUGAACGAAGAAGAAGCUUGGAAGCCGGCAAUCACUAUCAAGCAGAUUCUUCUCGGCAUCCAAGAUCUUCUCAAUGACCCUAAUCCAGACAGUCCGGCUCAGUCUGAUGCAUAUAUGUUGUACAAGAAAGACAAGGCCGCCUAUGAAAGAAGAGUGAGACAGCAAGCGAAGGAAUACUCUGCGCAGUUAUGA